Molecule: messenger RNA, 5317 nt
Organism: Biomphalaria glabrata
Lineage: Eukaryota; Metazoa; Mollusca; Gastropoda; Planorbidae
Product: secernin-3-like
Exons: 6
Coding region: 263-1513 (416 amino acids)
Biological process (GO): proteolysis
Molecular function (GO): dipeptidase activity; cysteine-type exopeptidase activity
Source: RefSeq, a predicted model, not a curated record
CCAGCUUUAUUGCUGCUAAGCUGUGAGCUCUUUAGCAGACUGUGCCAAGGAAAAAUAGUGUGCUGUUUUCUUCAGUUGUUCAGCACUGCCAUACAGGGUGUUGGUUAUGUUGGGCUGUAGUAGCGAAAGUAGGGUCUGCCUAAGGUUGAUUAGGAAGGUGCAUUCAAAGAGGAAAUGGUUUAUGGUUUCAUAAGGGUUGGCGCAGUGUCUACAAAGGGGAAUUGUGUGGAAUUUAUUUUGUUCAUAUGGUAACAGAGACACAAUGGCUGAUUUGUUUGUAGCCCUACCACCUGUGACAGAAUAUAAUGCAGUGAUUUUUGGGAAAAAUUCAAACAGGCCAGCAUCUGAGAUACAAGAUGUCAUUUAUUGUCCUGCAAAAGAUUAUACUGCCGGGGAGAAAGUGAAGUGUACUUAUGUUGAGAUAGAUCAAGUAACACGCACACAUGCAGUUAUUCUUAGCAAGCCAUCAUGGAUGUGGGGAGCAGAAAUGGGUGCCAAUGACCAAGGUGUUGCAGUGGGCAAUGCCCCAGUCUGGACAAAACUUAAUGGGCCAAAUGAUUUAGAGCUGAAGUUACUAGGGACUGACAUUGUUAGAUUAAGUCUUGAAAGAGCAUCCACUGCUCGUGAAGCCCUAGAAGUGAUAACACAACUCUUGGCCAGCCCAGGUCAGGGAGGGCCAUGUACAAAUGAAGCUGGAAAAGAUGGCUGGUGUUUUCAUAAUAGUUUUCUCAUGGCUGAUGGUACAGAAGCAUGGCUCUUGGAGACGGCUGGAACUUUUUGGGUUGCAGAAAAAAUCACAGAAGGUGUAAGAAAUUGCUCCAAUGAACUGAGUAUCAGAACAAAAAUGGAUUUAACUUCACCUGGUUUGGUGGAAGAAGCCAAAAAGUUAGGACUAUACUCUGAAGACAUGGGAGACUUUGACUUCAAGGCCACAUUUUGUGCUCAGUCACAAAUAGCAAACUUCCCAGAUAACAACACAAGCUUUCGUUACAGACAUGGUAAGGAAGUCAUGGACAAAAUUAUAAGUACAGGAAAGUUCAGAUAUCAAGACAUGUUCAAAAUUCUCAGAGAUGAAGAAGGUGGUAUUUGUAUGAUGGAUGGAGGGUUCAUCACUGCAGGAAGUCAGGUGUCUGUCCUGCUGCCCAAGUCUUCAUCUUCUUCCUGUGUGCAUUGGUUUACUGGCACACCAAACCCAGCAACAUCCAUCUACAAGCCAUUUUUCUUUGGCCCAGGCGCUUCUAUUGGAAAUGUGACUGUGUCACCUACCUGUGAAGAUGGUGCGGAGCCAAAGGAACGUGGCCAUGCAUUGUAUCAAGGACACAAGAAGCUUUGUAAACUGAUGGAUACCCAAGAGGAGAAAGGUCACUGCAUCCUGGCCCAGCUGAUGGAACUGGAAAAGAACUGUUGUGAAGAUGUAGAUGAGAUCAUAGUCAAUUAUGAUGAAUCCAGUUUUCCUAAGUUGAAGCAAAUAUUUCAACACAUGGCCACCAUGGAAAUCAAUUUCUAUGUCUGAUUACAAUGUGUUCUAAUGAAGACAACAAUAACUGUUAGAUUUAGCUUCUAGUAAUUCAUUUAGAGCAUAACUAAUUGUAACUUGUUUAAAUGACUAAUUUUACAACUACUGUGCAAUAUUUUUCUUGAGAUUGUAGAAUCACAUGUGUAUUUGAAUGGUAAUAUUUUUUUAUUUUUUUGUGGGAUGGCGAUAACCCACCAGUUUCACACUAUGUGCAGAAUUGGACCAAAAAAUAUGUUAUUGAUGUUUUAAGAGAUUUAGUCAGUAUUUAUUGUAAUUUUAUGGUGUUUUUUUUUAUUCAUUGCAACUGUGAUUAUUUUAACAGUAUAUAUUAUUUAUAUAUUUUAAAAUAUCAAGAUAAAUUUGGAAAAAAAGGUACAAAUUCUAUAAUUCUAUGGGUUAGUCCAUAAAAACAAGAAAAACAUUAAAGAAAAUGCCUCUUUUAUUCUACUUAUAGAUAAUUUUUUUUUUGCUCUUAAUAACUAAUGAAUUUUAGAUCUAAAAAAUUAAAGAACAAAAAGGAUCCUGUUUUUGAGGCUUGAGUAGUGCUUCUACUUUGCAACAUCCUGCCUUCUCUGAAAUUGAACUCAGCUUAUUUGCUACCUGCAUGUUUCUUGCUGUCAGGCUUUAUAUUAAUCAAUUCUUGUCUAUGGUAUCAUUGGAUUGAUUUUCCCUUCGUUUUAAGGGACAGAGUAAGAUAUUGAGGGAUACAUUGAACAGGAACUUAGAGGCAGAGUUCCUGUUUAUAAAAAAGGCAAGAGGAAUCAAUGACAGUGGAUUGCGAUGUGAUAAAUGUGGAUCACAGUUACAAAUGUUUUGGCCCUUUUUUAUGUUGAACAAAGUAAAAACAAAAAAAUAAAUUUAUUCCAGUUUAAGCCAGUUUUCACGGAUGCUUCAAGCCACAAGAUCCGAUAUGAUUCUUUUUUUGCCACUGUUGGUUGCAAGACGAAAGAAUCGAUUCUAGGCAAAACUACUGAAACUAUUUGCCAAAUAUAUAUUGCAAAAGGUUUAUAAAAACAUAGACUGACAAGAUAAAGUAGGUUUUUGCACAGAUAAUUCAAAUACUAAUUUUGAAAGACUGAUAUUGCAAGUUCACAAAACUUAUUGAGAAAUCCCAAGAUUCAUUCGAUGUUAGCAAGAUGUUGGGUGUGCUGCCCAUUUAGUAGACAGUGCCAUAAAAAUGGCUGCGGAGUGUCUAUCAAUAGAGGUGGAAACAAUAUAUUAAAAAAAAAUUUGAUUACUUCCACUCCUUUGUCAUUCGCAAUAAAUUCUUAAAAGAAUUCUGCAAAUGAGAAGGAUUUUUUAAAAAUCAUAUUUCCUAUCACAAGUGUAACACUGUAGUGUAAAGCUUCUUUAUGGCUGCAUUAGGUACAUAACAUUGUGGCAAUAUUUCAUUCCAUGCAGCUCUUCUGCAUAAUGAGUGACAGAAUGUCAGUGCACUCAUAGUACCUUAAACCAUUGGCAAAUUGAUUUAGAUGCUGAAAAAGGCCCCUCCACAACAAUGAAUACUACUUUUGAAGCCACUUCUUUGGUAAGAAAAAUAUUAUCUAGAAGAAAUAAUCAUAAACUUUUACUAUAAUUGUGCUGAGUAUCUCAGAGAUAGAAGCUGCUGAUUCCACAACAUUAAUGCUUUUUGAUGGAUCGCACUGAACAAUAUUCUAUCCUGGUAAACCAUCAUUGGCACAGCUAAGAAGGAAAUAAGCUAGGAUAAUUUUAAAUACUGUUUUUUUUUUGUUUUUUUUUUUUCAUUUUUAAAUUGCAAUAUUGUAUUGAUGUAGAUCUAUAGAUUGUUAAAAGCACCAAUGACUGCCAACAUCUGAGCAAAGCCUGGUCAACAUGUGUCCUGCUUUUACUACCCAAAUGUUUUCUGGUCACCUUACUUAUGUAAUAGUCUUCGUUUGCCUCUAUAAUUUAGUUUUUCUUAGUUUUCCCACAAUGAUUUUUAAAAAUUGUAAAAUUAUCCAUGUUUUUGUUAGAGAAAGGUUUUAUUUGAGGCCAGAUGGCAUCAUUGAUUGUAUCCCUAUCCAUGUAUAGCAAGUGGUGAGUUGAAAGUUUUAUUUGAGGCCAGAUGGCAUCAUUGAUUGUAUCCCUAUCCAUGUAUAGCAAGUGGUGAGUUGAAAGUUUUCUUUAUAAUAAUUUGUACGCGGUUUUAUUUAGACAAGGCUGAUACAAUUUUAAAAAGUUGUUUGUAACAUUUGACUUUGUAAGAACUGGUUAUGCUAGGAAAUGCAGUAAUUUAUAAAGUUUGCAUUCUGAAACAAAAUAAUAUCAAUAUAACUUCUUGAUUUCUAUUUAUGUGUAAGAUCAUGUUAGACAUUUUAUUUGUGAGCUCGACUGGAUAAUAUUAUAUAUUACCCUCUACUGCCAUAUAUAUUGGAUAUGUAAAUUAAAUAGUCAUAAUUCAUUGCCAAAGAUAUUAAAAUGAAAAGAUGUUUUGUUAGUGUACAUUAUCUGUGACUAAAUUUCAUUUUAAAAAAUCAAUUAUUAUACAUUUCUCAAUGUUAAAUGUUGCUCAGUUUUGAAAUCACUAGUCAAACAGAUUUAAAACAUAAAAAUAAUAGCAGAAAACUGUUUUAAAUGUGUGUUUCACAUCUUUUUAUCUUGUUGACUGGUAGACAAAUGCUUUUAGUCUUAGCCCAUUCAUGCCUUUUUUCCAGUUCUAAAAAGUCAUGGUUUACUCCAAAGCAAAUAGAGAUAAAUUAAAAAAAAAAAAAAUAGAACAAUAUGUGAAGUGUCAAAAAAGAUAUACUUUCAAUACAUUAAGAACAGAGAAAGCCUCAUAAAUUCUACAUUUUUUGGUUGGCCUUAACUAAUGCAGUAUUAGCACUUUCAUUUUUAAAAACUAGCUAUACCUUUCCAGGUUUCACUGUAUAUUUUCACACUGUUCAACACAGGAAGAGCUAAUUUUUUUAUAUAUAUAAAGUUUAAAAAAUAAUAUAUACAGGUAACUUCAUAUCACAUUGUAGAGCAUUAGAAGCUAACCUUAAAUAUCAUAUUCUAUCAUAGUAUCAGCCAAUCUGUUUAAAUAGUGACAAUUCAAGGGAAUUAUUACCUAAAUAUUAGCAAUAUCCUUAGAACAAGACUACUAUUUCUGAAAAAAAAAAAUCUAAAAAAAAAUCACAUUUAUUUAAAAGAUUAACAUUUCAAACUUGACAAUUAGUACUCUGUCUGGUAGUUACAGCAUAUGAUGUGAUGAAAUUAAAACUUUUCACCAUUGGCCAAAAUAUCAAAUAUCGGCCUUUCCAAAUGUAUGGACUAUUCAAUGCCUAUUGUUUUGUCUUAUUUAUUUAAUCUUCUAUAGACAAUCAAUGUAAUAUCUUUAUUUUAACCUACUGUCCUACAUUCCAUCAGAUGUUUUAUUCAUGCUUUUGCAAUUCCAUUUUCUUGUUACACUUCCAUCAGUAUUAAAGUUUUAUUUUUUGUACUACUUUAUUUACACAUGUAAACUUUGUUGUGUAGCUCUACAUGUGCUGUUUAGUAGAAGUAGAGGUUGUUUUUUUGUGUUUGUGUGCUAAAAGUCAAGCUUAGGUGCAAUUUAUUUACUUUCUUAAUACUUAAAGUUGUUAAUUGUAAAUUUGCCAAUCAUGAAGUAUAUAUAAUUAAAAAGAAAACAUGUCAUUGUGGUGAAAGAUGAUAUUGGAUUGAAAUGUUUAGUGCAAUAUUUUUAUGCAGUGAUUUAAGCAAUGCAUAAUGUUCAACAUUUAAUCUUGCACUCUUCUAUACUGUUAGCUUGCUGUCAGUCAACAGAGUAGUCUGUUACAUGUUGCCUUUGGAAUGCUUUGCAAUAAAGUUUUCUUAAAGCUA